Messenger RNA from Capsicum annuum, 564 nucleotides. RefSeq lists its product as uncharacterized. The record is from RefSeq and is a predicted model, not a curated record. The coding region runs from base 202 to 564 and encodes 120 amino acids. The transcript is spliced from 2 exons. NCBI's taxonomy places the organism in Eukaryota, Viridiplantae, Streptophyta, Magnoliopsida, Solanales, Solanaceae.
ACCUCUUUUGGGCUUUGAUUCAUUCUGAUUUUUGGUAUUUAUUCCUAGUCUUUUACUGCAGGAGCAGGUGAAGUACCAACGAGGUUUUCCUACAAUCUUUAUUGUAUCAAACAUCUCAGCAUAUCGAGUAUAUAUCUGUCUGACUCGGAUGAGGUUUCAUAUGCUCUUUUCUUGAUAAGAAGCUUCCCCAAUUUACAAUCUAUGGAAAUUAAGGUGGAGUCUGAUGACAAUGAUAUACCACCUCUCGAAUCUCUUGAAGUGGAGCGCUUUUCAUAUGUGACAUUUAAUCACCUCAGGGAAGUUAAGCUAAUGCAAAGUAAUGGCACAAUCCCUGAAAAACAGCUUAUUAAGCUUCUGUUGGCCAAGUCCCCUGAACUGUUGAAAAUGCUAAUUGAGCCAUGUCUAGUUGAAGAAUCUGAAACAGUCCAAAUCCUCACAGAGCUAACAAGAUUUCAGCGAGCAUCACCCAAUGCAGAAGUUGUAUAUAAGUUGGAUAAGCAUCCAAAUCCCCGUCCUGUUUCCGUUUCAUUUGUACGAAUGUUUUCAGAAGUUGAUGAGAAUUGA